Cottoperca gobio is the source of this 9126-nucleotide messenger RNA. RefSeq names its product myosin X (gene myo10). Gene Ontology annotation, molecular function: ATP binding; actin filament binding; phosphatidylinositol-3,4,5-trisphosphate binding. Gene Ontology annotation, cellular component: cytoskeleton; myosin complex; filopodium. The transcript is spliced from 41 exons. The coding region runs from base 395 to 6700 and encodes 2101 amino acids. The record is from RefSeq and is a predicted model, not a curated record. Gene Ontology annotation, biological process: regulation of cell shape; cytoskeleton-dependent intracellular transport; regulation of filopodium assembly. Lineage: Eukaryota; Metazoa; Chordata; Actinopteri; Perciformes; Bovichtidae.
AGUUUCCCCGGCCUCUCGUUGAUUCUCUCCUGCUGCACGUUUGAGUGUUGACCAAACAACCUAACUUUACGCAGACUGACCUGUGGACAGACGUGACGCACGGAGAGGAGUCUGGGCUCCAGGAGGAGAGCACCUGAACGUGUUUAAAGGACUCCUGGUGUCUCUGCUGGAGCAGUAACCCGUGAAACAAAGAGUACAUUUACUACUGUAGCUGCACACUGCCCGGCUGACGGUGCUCCAUCCUGCAGGCGCUCAGGAGGAACAUCAUGGACUGAAACUCUCGGACCUGCUUCCUUUCUCUCUGCUUGAAAUCACACUAACAACACAUGAGUUGGAUUGACCGGACGCGCGGUUUCCAUACAGUAAAUCCUCGGGGAUUAAAAUAACGAGGGCAAUGGAUAAUUUCUUCACGGAGGGCGACCGGGUGUGGUUACGGGAGGAUGAGCAGUACCUUCCCAGCACCGUGUCCUCAUGCUCUGGAGGUGUUGUUGCCUUUGCCACAGACUAUGGCCAGGUGUACACCUACAAGCAGAACGCCCUCAGCAGACAGAAGGUGCAGCCCAUGCAUCACAGCAGCAUCAGAGGGGUGGAGGACAUGUCCACCCUCGAGGACCUUCAUGAUGGCGCCAUCAUGCACAACCUCUUCCUGCGCUACCAGCAGAGACACAUCUAUACAUACAUUGGUUCCAUCCUGGCGGCAGUGAACCCUUACCAGCCACUCGCUGGCCUGUACGACCGGCCGGCCAUGGAGUUGUACAGCCGAAACCACCUCGGGGAAAUCUCCCCGCACAUCUUCGCAGUCGCCAACGAGUGCUACCGCUCACUUUGGAAGAGGCUGCAGAACCAGUGUGUCCUGAUCAGUGGAGAGAGCGGCGCAGGGAAAACCGAAAGCACCAAACUGAUCCUGAAGUUCCUGUCGGUCAUGAGCCAGCACUCCCUGGAGGUGUCGUCCAGAGACAGGACGUCCCACGUGGAGGAGGCGCUGCUGGAGAGCAGUCCCAUCAUGGAGGCCUUCGGAAACGCCAAAACCGUCUACAACAACAACUCCAGCCGCUUUGGGAAGUUCGUCCAGCUGCAUUUCAGCCAGAAGGGAAACAUCCAGGGAGGCAGAAUCAUCGACUACCUCUUAGAGAAGAACCGAGUGGUCCGGCAGAACCCCGGGGAGAGAAGCUACCACAUCUUCUACGCUCUGUUAGCAGGAACCAACAGCCAGCAGAGAGAGGCGUUCGGGUUGACGCAGCCUGACAGCUACUACUACCUGAGACAGUCCAGCGUCCUCGCUGACAACACGAUCAACGACAGCAGCACUUUUCAGGAUGUUCUGAAUGCAAUGCGAACGAUGCAGUUCACGGAGGAGAACAUCGGGGAGAUCCUGCGGCUCCUCUCCGGGAUCCUCCACGCAGGGAACAUCGAGUUCAUGACGGCCGGAGGAGCGCAGGUCUCCGCCAAAUCAGCUCUCAGCCGGACGUCGGACCUCCUGGGGCUGAACCCAGAUCAGCUGGCCGAAGUCCUGACCCACCGGUCCAUGAUCCUCAGGGGCGAGGAGAUCUCCACGCCGCUCACUGUGGAACAGGCGGUGGACUCCAGAGACUCCAUGGCGAUGGCACUUUAUUCUCAGUGUUUCAACUGGAUCAUCCGCAAACUCAACAAACGCAUCAAAGGAAAAGAAGACUUCAAAUCCAUCAGCAUCCUGGACAUCUUUGGAUUUGAGAACUUCGAGGUCAACCGCUUUGAGCAGUUCAACAUCAACUAUGCAAAUGAGAAGCUUCAGGAAUAUUUUAACAAGCACAUUUUCUCCCUGGAGCAACUUGAAUACAACAAGGAAGGUCUGGUUUGGGUCGACAUCAACUGGAUGGACAACGGAGAAUGUCUGGAUCUGAUCGAGAAGAAACUGGGUCUCCUGGCACUGAUGAAUGAGGAGAGUCACUUCCCCAAAGCCACAGACGGCACCUUACUGGAGAAGCUCCACAGCCAGCACUCGAAAAACUCUUUCUACGUGAAGCCACGUGUUGCCGUGCACAACUUUGGAGUCAAGCACUACGCAGGAGAGGUGGUGUACGAUGUGAGGGGCAUGUUGGAGAAGAACAGAGACACUUUCAGAGACGACAUCCUCAACUUACUGAGGGAGAGCAGGUUGGACUUCGUCUACGAUCUGUUUGAACACGUGUUGAGCAGAAACAAACAGGACACCCUGAGGGGCAGCUGCAAGCACCGACGGCCCACCGUCAGCUCACAGUUCAAGGAUUCUUUGCACUCCCUGAUGGCCACACUCAGCACUUCCAAUCCGUUCUUCAUUCGAUGCAUCAAACCAAAUACACACAAGAUGCCUGACCAGUUCGACCAGACGUUGGUUCUGAACCAGCUCAGAUAUUCGGGCAUGUUGGAGACGGUCAAGAUUCGACGGACCGGCUUCCCCGUCCGCAGACCUUUCCCAGACUUCUGCUUCAGGUACAAGGUGUUGAUGCGGGGCGUGAUGAUGCCGGAUGACCCCCGGGGCAGCUGCGUCCAGCUGCUGCAGCUGUACGACAGCAGCAGUGCAGACUGGCAGCUUGGAAAGACCAAGGUGUUUCUUCGGGAGUCUCUGGAGCAUCGGCUGGAGAAGCAGAGAGAGAUGGAAGUGAUGAGAGCCGCCAUGAUCAUCCAGGCCCACGUCACAGGCUACUUGGCCAGAAAGCAGUACAGGAAGCUGCUGCAGUGCAUUGUGGUCAUUCAGAAGAACUACCGGGCUUUCUACUGGAGGAGGAAGUUCCUGCUCCUGCGCUGGGCGGCUCUCACCUUCCAGAAACGUGUGCGAGGCCAGCUGGCCCGCCGGGCCUUCAGCCAGCUGAUGGAGGAGAGGAAGAGGAGGGAGGAGGAGGAGGAGCGCUGCAGGAGGAUGGAGGAGGAGAUGGAGAGGGAGAGACAGAGGCUGGAGGCUGAGAAACUCGCCAAAGAGGCUGAGGAGGCCAGAAGACUGGAAGAGCUUCAUCAGGCGGAGGAGUUGGCCUCUCUGGCUCUGCUUCAGAUUCAAUCUGCAGGAGCAGCUGCAACAUCACCGGACACCUCGGAGAAGGCGGAGGAGACGGAGUCAGCCGAGGCCCUGGAGGGCGCAUCAGUACAGGUGGAGGCAUCUGAACAGGAGCAGGUGAUCCGUCCUCACGAGGCGUCUCAGGUGGAGGAGAUCCUGCGACUGGAGCGGGAGAUCCAGUCGCUGCAGAGGCAGAAGGAGCGCCAGGAGCUCUCUCUGACAGAAGCCUCCCUCAACCGCCUGCAGCUUCUCCGUGACCAGGAGCUCAGGCGCCUGGAGGACGAAGCCUGCAAGGCAGCGCAACAGUUCCUUGACUCACUGAACUUCGACGAGAUCGAUGAGUGCGUGAGGAACAUCGAGAGCUCCUUGGGAGUUAGCGAAGGGGAGGAGAAGGAGAAAGAGAGCGGACGGAGAAGAGGCGACGAGGAAGAGGUCGAUGAAGGGUUUGGGGCUGAUGAUGAGGCCUUCAAAGACUCACCGAACCCAAGUGAGCACGGCCACUCAGACGGCCAGCGGACAAGCGGGAUCCGAACGAGUGAUGACUCGUCUGAAGAAGACCCAUACGCCAAUGAUGGUGUGACCCCACCACUGCCGCCAACCACCCUGCUUCACCAGCCGUUGCCUUUACCGCCUGUGCCCCCCGGUGCCUGCCACAGCGCCUCAUCCAGCGGGGACUCGGCCUACUGCCGCCCCCAGGCUUCGUCUGAGGCUCAGUCCGAUGACCUGGUGGAGCUCAUACCGCCAGACGAGGAUUCAGACUACGACCAGGAUGACUACGAUGAGGGUGCCAUCGUAUCCAGUGGCAGCGUGGCUUUCUCCAACCCUCGCAGUGGCCAGUGGUCUCCUGACUACCGCGGCUCUGUAGGCACCUACAACAGCUCAGGGGCUUACCGCUUCAGCUCAGAGGGCGCUCAGUCAUCGUUUGAGGACAGCGAGGACGACUUCGACAGGUUCGACACCGAUGACGAGCUUUCAUAUCGGCGGGAUUCAGUCUACAGCUGCGUCACGCUCCCAUACUUCCACAGCUUCCUCAUCAUCAAAGGCGGUCUGAUAAACACGUGGAAGCGGCGCUGGUGCGUUCUGAAGGACGAGACCUUCCUGUGGUUUCGGGCCAAGCAGGAGGCUCUGAAGCAGGGCUGGCUCCACAAGAAGGGAGGGGGCUCGUCUACGCUGUCCCGCCGCAACUGGAAGCGCCGCUGGUUCGUGCUGCGGCAGAGCAAACUCAUGUACUUUGAGAAUGACGGCGAGGAGAAGAUGAAGGGGGUGCUGGACAUGCAUGAUGCCAAGGAGAUCAUUGACAACACCGGUAAGGAGAACGGAAUCAACAUAGUGAUGCCAGAGAGGACCUUCCACCUGAUUGCAGAGUCUGCUGAAGAUGCCAGCCAGUGGUUCAGCGUGCUGAGUCAGGUCCACGGCUCCACAGAGCAGGAGAUCAGAGAGAUGCACGAUGAGCAGGCAAACCCUCAAAAUGCUGUGGGAACGCUGGACGUGGGGAUGAUCGAUUCGGUGUGUGCGUCAGAUAAUCCAGAGAGGCCGAACUCCUUCGUCAUGAUCACUGCGAACCGCGUGCUGCACUGCAACGCCGACACGCCCGAGGAGAUGCACCACUGGAUCACUCUGCUGCAGCGCUCCAAAGGAGACACGCGCGUCGACGGCCAGGAGUUCAUCAUCCGAGGCUGGCUGCACAAAGAAAUGAGGAACAGCACCAAAGCCUCGCUGAAGCUGAAGAAGCGCUGGUUCCUGCUUACCCACAAUUCCCUGGACUACUACAAGAGCUCCGAACGUAACGCCCUGAAGAUGGGGACGCUGGUGCUGAACAGCCUGUGCUCCGUGGUUCAGCCCGACGAUAAGGUCCACAAAGAAACCGGCUACUGGAACGUGAUCGUGUACGGCCGUAAACACUCGUACCGUCUCUACUGUAAGCUGCUGAACGAGGCCACACGUUGGGCCAACUCUAUCCAGAAUGUCAUCGACACCAAAGCUCCCAUCGACACGCCGACGCAGCAGCUCAUCCAGGACAUCAAGGAAAACUGUCUGAACUCGGAGGUGGUGGAGCAGAUCUACAAGAGGAACCCCAUCCUCCGCUACAGCCACCACCCGCUGCACUCGCCGCUGCUGCCGCUGCCCUACGGAGACAUCCACCUCACCGCUCUGAGAAACAGAAGCUACACAACGCUGCAGGACGAAGCCCUCAAAGUGUUCAGCUCUCUGCAGCACCUGGAGGGCGUGGCUGACCCGGUGCCCGUCAUCCAGGGCAUCCUGCAGACCGGCCAGGAGCUCAAGCCGCUGCGGGACGAGCUCUACUGCCAGCUGAUGAAGCAGACGAUGCGGACGCCACAGCCCGGCAGCCCUGAGAACCUCUGCAGCUGGAAGAUCCUGGCGUGCAUGUCCUGCACCUUCAUCCCAACCAGGAGCAUCCUCAGAUACCUCAAGUUCCACCUGAAGAGGACUCGAGAGCUCCUCCCCGACUCGGAGAUGGAUCGUUACGCCGCCUUCGCCCUCGACUCGCUGAGGAAGACUCGAUCCAGGGAGAACGUCCCGUCGCAGGAGGAGAUCCGCUCCAUCGUGGCCCGGCAGGACAUGAGCACCACCGUUCACUGCCACGGAGGAGGCUCCUGCAAGAUCACCAUCAACUCACACACAACCGCCGGAGAGGUGGUGGAGAAGCUGAUCCGAGGCCUGGCCAUGGAGGACAGCAGGAACAUGUUCGCUCUGUUUGAACACAACGACACCACAGAGAAAGCCAUCGAGAGCCGCACGGUGGUGGCCGACGUGCUCGCCAAGUUUGAAAAGCUGUCAGCCAGUCCGGACGAACACAACACUGGCUGGAAGUUUUACUUCAAGCUUUACUGCUUCUUGGACACAGAAAAUGUUCCCAAAGACAGCGUGGAGUUUGCCUUCAUGUUUGAACAGGCCCAUGAAGCUGUGAUCCGCGGUCAGUAUCCGGGUCCUGAGGAGACGCUCCAGUUCCUGGCUGCCCUGAGGCUUCAGUACCUCCAGGGGGAUCACAGCUCCCAGGCCAAAGUCCCCGAGAUGUCCCAGGUAUUCCCCAUGGUGCGGUUGCGGGCCCGGGUGCAGAAUUCGGCCAAGACGUUCGCUCCGGGCACAGGCUCGGUGGCCGACCGCUCGGGGACGUCGGAAAGGAAACGCUCGAGCUUCCUGGAGGGAACGCUGAGGCGGAGCUUCAGGAGCGGCUCGCUGAGUCGGCAGAAGCUGGAGGAGGAGAACAGUCUGGAGGCGUGGAUGAGGGAGGAGGCGACAGCGGUGAGAACAAGUGUCAUGGACAAGUGGAAGAAGCUGCAAGGGAUGAACCAGGAACAGGCCAUGGUCAAAUACAUGACUGUGGCUAAGGAGUGGCAGGGAUACGGAUCCACGCUGUUCAACGUGGAGUGCCGGGACGGCUCAUUCCCCUCCGAGCUGUGGUUGGGUGUGAGCCGGGAAGCCAUAUCGGUGUACAAACGAGGGGAGCCGUGGCCUCUGGAGGUUUUCCCGUACGAACAGAUUCUCUCCUUCGGAGCUCCGCUGGCCAGCUCCUACAAGAUCGCUGUGGAGGGCCGAGAGUUAGUGUUUGAUACGCAAAUGGUCAUGGACAUCGCCAAGCUGAUGAAGGCCUACAUCAGCAUGAUCGUUAAGAAGCGCUACAGCAACUGUCAGUCCGUCAGCAGCCACGGCAGCCAGUGUAGCGCCUGGUGAACUCCGCCCUUUAACCUUUGACCUUAUGGCCACUUGCCGGAUUGCCGCAGAGGGCCGAGCGCGGCUGCCGCUGCAGCUGGCCAUACAUUGACGCCCAUCCUCGGCGCUCUGCAGAGAGCAGCUCGUACAUUUGACGUGUCGGACAGACUCUGUGAAUGCUGGAGACAAACCACAACGCUCUUAAUGUUGAGCAGCUCAAACUAUGUUCCAUUCCAAAACAUCAAACAUCCACAUCUGAUCAUCACAAGCUGAAAGGAAAGCUGCUUUCUUUGGUUGCCAACCUUUUCAAAACUCAAGUUACUUAAGAAAUCACGAGUCCUAAAUUGUAAGUUAUCAUACGUCAACAUUUGUACUUCAACUUCAAUAUCGUUAUUUGUAAGAAAAAUUGCAUUUGAUUAAUUAAUUUGCCUCCUGAUGCCACGAAGGGUUCAAGAACCUCGAAACUAAGGUUUGAUGAACAUUUACAUACUUAAAUAGUUUCUACAGUGAAGUCUGAGAUAACACAAUGUUGUGUUCCACAGCAAAACACAGAAGUGUCAAAGAAGAGGCUCAAAGCAUCGACAGGAACAAGAGCUAAUGUAGUCAUCUGAGAACACAAACGAUCGGACAUCAAUACAAAUAUAUGACGGGAACAAUUUAUCCAAACUUUUCCUUCCGACACCUCCUGAGGUAGCCAAAUACAAACAUGCAACAAAUUUCCCACUUGUUUCUCAGACCAGACAACUGAAGGUUCAACACAACCUUAUUGUUUUCACAGUCCUCAUUUAUGCAGAGUUUAAGUUUGGAUUGUUGCUUCCUGAUGCUAAUGUGCUGUGGAGCUACAAGGACUGUCGUUGCAGCGUGGGGCUAUUUGUUACUGAGGGUUUGUGUGUGUGUGUGUGUGUGUGUGUGUGUGUGUGUGUGUGUGUGUGUGUGUGUGUGUGUGUGUCUGUGUGUCCGUGUGUGUGUGCAUGCGUGCAUUCAGUUUUAAGAGAGCUGUGUCUAAAUGUCUGAAUGUAAUAAUAAGAAAGAAGCAGAGAAGAUAAAGAAAAUAGUUAAAGCCUACAAGUCUUUUCCUCUGCUUUGAAAAACUCUGGGACUUGACCUUCUAAGCAAAUGUUCUGAUCUUUUUACUGUAAAUAAUAUGCAACUGUACUCGUCUAAAGCAUUUCUAGUUUGUGAUUGAUUGUUUGGAUUGAUUUGCUGAGGAAUUUGAAGGUCACACACAAAGUGCCUGUUCACACUAAAGCAGGACGAACUGAACUCCAAUCAGACUUUGUUUUAUCGAUGCCACUCUUGUUCCUGUGUAACCAGAAUCUGGAAGGUGCUCCCAUGUUCCCUUUAACUACCAAUGUACUUACACACUGCAGAAUCUGUCCAGCUGCGCAGGUCAUUUAAGCUUAACUUCAAACAUCCAUAGAUUUCUGUUUAAGCGUACAAAUCUGAAGCGCCUUGAUGUGUAAACUUGUUGUGAUGCACCACAUGUCUGUCUCCCAAUCUGCAAACUAUCCAGAGAACCAGCAAUUCUAUCCCAAAUUUAAAGUGAUGAAUGUACAGAAGAGAAGCAGGGGCACCCGGGAAAAAUGUAUUUGAUCUCUGAGCACAAAAAGUCCAAAUUAUAAGUCAGAAUUCAGAGAAUACAAUUAAUUAUGAGUUUAAAUUCAUAUAUUCUUUCCCCCUCAGAAUUCUGACUGUAAACUCGGAGCUCAGUUUACUUUGAUAGAUAUACACUUAAUAUUUUGGGCUUUUUUUUUUUUUACUUUUGUUCUUGCAAAACAGUACCAGAAAAAGAAAACAUGAAAAAAAACCUGCAUACUAAGAGAUAAUUAAUCAUUCCUCUGUUUUGACCACCAGUGCUUCUCGUUUCUAUUGUACAUAGUUGUACAAUUCCACGCACCUGCUAGCACUUACAAAUGCGCAAAAGCCACAUAAUAUGUGCCAGAAAUUGUCACUUUCAUCACCCCCUCCAGAUGUAGCACAGUUAGUGAGGCUUUAAAACAGCACCCAAUGCCCCUUUAAGUAACUCAGACUGCAAGGAUUAAAACAUUAUUAGUAAUAAGUGGUGGAUUUGCAAUGUAAUCAAUCAUAUUUCAGUUUGGAUGACUUGCUCAGUUGGACUGUUUGCAGUGUAACAUUCCUACAACAUUUCACUGGAGCUCCGCGGGCGGCAGAUCCAUCCAAAGACGCGUGUGCAGGUUUCUUCCACAGUGCCUUGUUGUAUAUUGUGUACACUUUUGUUUUCCAUGUGUGGUUUCUUUUUUGGUAUAAUGUGCAAUGUUAUAUAUAUUAUAUAAUCCCGUGGCUGUACAUUUUAUACUGUAAGUCCUUGCCUUCUAUUUUUUCUCCACACAACCAUCCAUACUGGUAUCCUGUUUUUUAUCUGUAUUAGCUGUGUUAUGUAUUGAAAGGAUGAUUCUAACAAUAAAUGAUUACAUAUUUGGUCUGAA